Molecule: messenger RNA, 483 nt
Organism: Hypoxylon fragiforme
Lineage: Eukaryota; Fungi; Ascomycota; Sordariomycetes; Xylariales; Hypoxylaceae
Exons: 2
Coding region: 1-483 (160 amino acids)
Source: RefSeq, a predicted model, not a curated record
AUGAAGGCCACUACUUUCUUCGUCAGCGCCCUUGCCGCCGUCGCCAGCGCUCUCCCCACCACGAGCAGCGUCUCCAGCGAGAAGCGAGCCUCGAUCGACCUCGGCUCCUUCAACAACUUCAACUUCGCCAACCAGGACCUGCAGUACCUGCUCGCCAUCAACAGCUUCGACCUGCAGUCGUUCGCCCAGCUCGCCGCCUUCAACAACCUCAACAUCGGCGGCCUGCAGGGCCUGUUCGUCAACAACCAGUUCGACAUCAACGCGCUGCUCCAGCUCCAGCAGAUCGCGCUCCUGUCCCAGCUCGGCGGCCUCGGCAUCUUCGGCAACUUCGACCUCAGCACCAUCCAGCUCAACGUCUUCGACCUCGGCGUCAUCGGCGGCAUUGGCGGCUUCAAUGUCGGCUCCCUCAUCGACCAGGCCCUGAUCCCCCAGAUCCAGACUGUUAUCCAACAGACUCAAAUAAACGCUGUGGUCCUCAAAUAG